AUGGAAGUAAUGAAGCCUUUAAUUGAUGAACAAAAUUCGGAUGGCAUCUCAGAUGAAGAGCAUGAAAACAAUUUCCUGCCAGUUGAGAAGCAUUACCAGCUUGAUGAUGAAGAAGGCAUUACGUUUAUACAAACACUUACACAUCUCCUCAAGGGAAACAUUGGAACUGGGCUUCUUGGUCUUCCUCUUGCAAUAAAAAAUGCUGGCAUUGUGAUUGGACCAAUCAGCCUUGUGUUCAUAGGAGUUAUAUCUGUUCAUUGUAUGCACAUCUUGGUACGUUGCAGCCACUGUUUAUGUCAGAGGAUGAAAAAAUCCUCUCUGGGGUAUAGCGAUACAGUUAGUUACUCCAUGGAAGUGGGACCUCUGGCUGCUCUUCAGAAACGAGCUGCUUGGGGACGGUAUAUUGUUGACUUCUUCCUAGUGAUAACACAACUGGGAUUUUGUAGCGUUUAUGUUGUGUUUUUGGCAGAAAAUGUGAAACAAGUCCAUGAAGGAUUCUUGGAAAACAAGACUGCUCCCAUAAAUGUCAGUGCCACUGGCAGUCCUUCUGAGAAAAGGAGUACUGAUUUACGAAUAUACAUGCUGUGUUUCCUGCCAUUUAUGAUUCUCCUGGUCUUUAUUCGUGACCUUAAGAGCCUGUCCUUCCUUUCAUUGCUUGCCAAUCUGUCCAUGGCUGUCAGCCUGGUGAUCAUUUACCAGUAUAUUGUUAGAGAUAUAGUAGAUCCUCGAAAACUGCCUCCUGUGGUUGGCUGGAAGAAAUACCCACUGUUUUUUGGGACUGCAAUAUUUGCUUUUGAAGGAAUCGGUGUGGUACUGCCAUUGGAAAACAGAAUGAAAGACACCACGCGUUUCCCACUGGCACUGAACAUUGGCAUGGGAAUAGUCAUGACCUUGUAUAUCUCACUAGCCACUCUAGGCUAUCUGCGCUUUGGGGAUGAAAUCAAAGGCAGCAUAACUUUAAACCUACCACAAGAUAUAUGGUUGUAUCAGUCUGUAAAAAUUCUGUACUCCUUUGGGAUUUUUGUGACCUAUUCGAUUCAGUUCUACGUCCCUGCGGAGAUCCUCAUUCCAGCUGUCACCUCCAAAGUGAAGCAGGAGUGGCAGUUACUCUGUGAGCUUGUGACGAGAGCACUAUUAGUCUGCUCAACCU
Molecule: messenger RNA, 1150 nt
Organism: Antrostomus carolinensis (chuck-will's-widow)
Lineage: Eukaryota; Metazoa; Chordata; Aves; Caprimulgiformes; Caprimulgidae
Product: proton-coupled amino acid transporter 4
Exons: 9
Biological process (GO): amino acid transmembrane transport; L-alanine transport
Cellular component (GO): vacuolar membrane
Molecular function (GO): L-proline transmembrane transporter activity; L-alanine transmembrane transporter activity
Source: RefSeq, a predicted model, not a curated record